Messenger RNA from Penicillium robsamsonii, 792 nucleotides. RefSeq lists its product as uncharacterized. The record is from RefSeq and is a predicted model, not a curated record. The coding region runs from base 1 to 792 and encodes 263 amino acids. The transcript has a single exon. Lineage: Eukaryota; Fungi; Ascomycota; Eurotiomycetes; Eurotiales; Aspergillaceae.
AUGCCCCGACGAUCCAUCCGCCUGCUAGGCUACACCACCGCCGCUACCGGCAUAGCCAGCUACGGCAUCCACCGUGGACUUUGCCAUCUCGAAGAAAAGUACCCAGAACUUCCUCCCGCAGCGGGUAGCAAGGCCCUCCGGAAACCUCAGAACCCAAAUACCCAGCACUGCGCAUAUGCCAACAUCUAUGCCGCACAAAUACCCCUACAAAACCUUGACGCACGCGUCCCAAGCCUAAAGACACCAACAAAAACAGAGCUCGAGUAUGCAUGGGCUAGAUCCGUCCUCGGAGGCAAGAUCUUACGAGCUGAGGGCUUUAUCGUCGGUCUAUUCACUAGCUUCCGCUUCACAUCAGGCGAUACAGGGAACUCAGCGGAAGGAUUCUUGCCAGACAAAACCACCGGCGCGCCGCGCCCUCUGCUUAAUGGUUUAUUGCAAGUGCAGCGACUCCCUUCUGUUGACGCGGACAGUAACGGACUAUUGGUCUCUUCGGAAUUGCCGGACGGACCCCGUGAGUUCUUUGAGAAGAUUGCGCGGUGGGGGUAUCCUUGGCGCUUGAUGUCAUCUCUCCGACAUGAGAUGAGUGUCUCGGAGCCAUUCCAGAUGAAUGGACAGGGGAUGUUUGUUGAGGUUAGGUUUUCAAGUGCGCACGAUUAUGAGGUUGUGGAUGCAGAGGGUGAGAUGGGGAAACAGAAGACUGUUCCAGAUUGGGUUCUGAGGUUGCAUCGUGGGUUUGCUAUGUUUGUGCUUGAUUCCGUUGUUCGAGAGUUGCAGCGGGAUGCUAAGAAAUAG